This is a messenger RNA of Choloepus didactylus (southern two-toed sloth), 535 nucleotides long. It is a transcript of the gene RPL27, whose product is annotated as ribosomal protein L27. The record is from RefSeq and is a predicted model, not a curated record. Lineage: Eukaryota; Metazoa; Chordata; Mammalia; Pilosa; Megalonychidae. Gene Ontology annotation, cellular component: ribosome; cytosolic large ribosomal subunit. Gene Ontology annotation, molecular function: structural constituent of ribosome. Gene Ontology annotation, biological process: translation.
GGUCAUUCCUCCCUGGGGUGAAAGGUCAGCGGAAGUGGUGCUCGUUCCUUUCUGCCGUAGGCAUCAGUGUUUGCUGUUGAAAUGGGCAAGUUUAUGAAACCCGGGAAGGUGGUGUUGGUGCUGGCCGGACGCUACUCGGGACGUAAAGCUGUCAUCGUGAAGAACAUUGAUGAUGGCACCUCAGACCGCCCCUACAGCCAUGCUUUGGUAGCUGGAAUUGGAUGUUACUACCCCCGCAAAGUGACAGCUGCCAUGGGCAAGAAGAAAAUCGCUAAGAGAUCAAAGAUCAAGUCUUUUGUGAAAGUUUAUAACUACAAUCACCUCAUGCCCACAAGGUACUCUGUGGAUAUUCCCUUGGACAAAACCGUUGUCAACAAGGAUGUGUUCAGAGACCCUGCUCUUAAACGCAAGGCCCGGCGUGAGGCCAAGGUCAAAUUUGAGGAGAGGUAUAAGACGGGCAAAAACAAGUGGUUCUUCCAGAAGCUGCGGUUUUAGAUAUUUUUUGUUUCGAUCAUUAAAAAUGCAAAAAGAAAAA